AAAAAAAUAAAAAAAGACAAGACAAUUCUUUUUAUCUGUGUGGAGUGUGGAGUGUGGACUGUUAUCUAUCUAUGCAUUCCAAUUUCCAAGCAACCUAUGUAAUGUAAAGCAGAGGAUGAAAAUGGCUUCCUCUCUGUCAACUUCAUCUUUGUGAACAACACAACACACUUAUCUCUUCUUUCAACAACACCAUGCCUCAGCCUCACUCUCCCUCUUUCCUCUUCUGUCAAGAACAACACCACCAUCUCCUCUCUCUCCUCUCCAAAGAGAAACCAACGCAUUUCUCUCUCUCACCUCGCCACCACGCCCUACGCUUCAUUUCCACGCUCUCCAACUUCCACGCUUUCUCUCCUCUCACCACUGUUCUCGCCGUCAACUACUUUCACCGCUUCGCCGCCACCCUAACGCUUCACAUAGACAAGCCCUGGAUCACUCACCUCGCCGCACUCGCUUGCGUCUCCCUCGCCGCCAAACUCCACGAGACACACGUGCCGCUUCUUUUCCACCUUCAAAUGGAGGAAUCCGAGUUUGUGUUUGAAGCAAAGACUAUUCAGAGAAUGGAACUUGUAGUGCUGUCCACUCUCCAAUGGAGAAUGAACCCUGUUACCCCUGUUUCUUUCUUUCAACAUAUUCUAACCACCCUUCCUAUAAUAGACCAUCGCGAGUUCUUAUGUAGAUGCCAACGUGUUCUUCUCUCUGUCAUUGCAGAUUCUAGGGUUAUGAGCUAUCUUCCUUCUAUAUUGGCUGCUGCUAUAAUGAUGCACGUUAUUAAGGAGAUUGAACCGUUUAAUGCAACGGAGUACCGAAUUCAGAUUAUUGGAUUAUUAAAAAGUAGCGAGGAACAAGUGAAUGAGUGCUAUAAACUCGUUCUGAGACGGUUAGUUUGCUGUGAUGACAAUGGCAUUCACAAUCUUGGUCAGAGGUGCAAGCGUUUAUCUGAACCAUGUAGUCCAGCUGGGAUUAUUGAUGCAUCUUUCAGUUGUGAGUGUUCAAGUGACUCAUGGACAGUGGCAUCGGUUUCAGUGGAGCCAGUGUUUAAGAGGAGCAAAGUUCAGGAGUAGCAGAUGCGGUUGCCUUUAGUGAAUCGAGUGGCUAUUGAUGUUCCGAAUUCUCGUUGAUAACUUGUCUGUGUUACUUAUAACAUGGUAAGGGUGAUAUAGAUUUGUUUGGAAGCGCAUCAAGAUAUCUGGGAGUAUGUUAUGGAGGUGAACUACACUGUGUUCUUAGUUUUAAGAUUGCUGGCUGAACAUUUGUAAAUGAAUGUGACAGAGAGGAUUCAUUUCUUCACUUUGUUAAGUGUCCAGUGCAACUGUGCAAAGUUCUAUUAAGCAUGAUAUUUCCCAAUAAGCACAGUCAAGAUAUUUCUUUUGUUUCUUAGUUACCCUUCAAUCUCUUUCUGUUAGUACAACAGGAGCUAGUUAGCUACAUAUGGAGGUUAACUGAUAAGCAAAGAUGGAUGGAAUGUCUUUAGUGAUGCAUUAUAUAAAUAAAUGAAACUCUUGUGCGUGAUCAAACUAGACCCGAUAACAAGUCUUCUUUGUAUCCCUCCGCGAGACACUCAUGGUUUCAUGGCAGGAGGGGAACCAUAAUUUGAGUAUUUCCCAUAUAACAUACCGAAUUUUCAAGUCUAUUUAUGCUUUCAGUUAUCUCAAUCUGUUUAUAUGGAACCAUUUCCUUUGUCUGAAUUAGAUAUUAUGAUCUUUAUGGUC
Molecule: messenger RNA, 1709 nt
Organism: Cajanus cajan (pigeon pea)
Lineage: Eukaryota; Viridiplantae; Streptophyta; Magnoliopsida; Fabales; Fabaceae
Product: cyclin-D3-3
Source: RefSeq, a predicted model, not a curated record